Funneliformis mosseae is the source of this 325-nucleotide messenger RNA. The record is from the annotation of a GenBank genome assembly. NCBI's taxonomy places the organism in Eukaryota, Fungi, Glomeromycota, Glomeromycetes, Glomerales, Glomeraceae.
ACAUUUGUUCUUGGGCUUGGACGGAGGAGUUAAUCCAUUCGCAUUUUGCUCAUGGACUUUUCACGGUGACGGACUUGAGAAUUCACAGGUCUUGGUGAAGUCCUCGUCAUCAAAUUUCUGGUUUGGGACACUUUGUAUUCCGCAUAGCAUCAUCAGCAUCAGGAUCUGGAGGAGCGAUGUCCGGGCUCUCACUUGUAUUUUUAUUGAAAUUACAUUAUUCGAUUCGAGAGGUGGAUCUGCUGCGACAAAGGAAUUCGUCAAACUUGAAAAACAGUCGAGAGAUCACGGGUAUGUUUCAUUUUAUGUUAAUCUGUUAUCUCCCUAG